Cetraspora pellucida is the source of this 1104-nucleotide messenger RNA. NCBI's taxonomy places the organism in Eukaryota, Fungi, Glomeromycota, Glomeromycetes, Diversisporales, Gigasporaceae. The record is from the annotation of a GenBank genome assembly.
AAACAAUAUAACAAGCGUAAUACAUUGGUUGUUCAUAUUUUUCAUAAAAAGCCUAUUCAUGCCAAAGAAACUUUUUUUAAUCUUUCUUUUGAUGGAUCUGACGUGGAUUGUCACGAACAAGUUAACAUAGACAUUCCAUCUUUUAGAAAAAAAGGAUAUGACGUGGAUUGUCAUGAAGAAGUUAAUAUAGAUAUUCAAUCUCUUAGAAAUUUUAAGGAAUAUUUAAGAACAUUUGAUGCAAAUUUAUAUAUGACUAAUUUAUGCAACUUAAAGGAAAUUUUUCAUAAAAGGUUUUUUAUAGUAGAAGACAAAUCAUUUUUUGAAAAAAGACUUGAUUUAAUCAAAAAGAUUUGUAAUAAAUAUACUAGUGAUGAUAAAGAUGCUGUUGGAAAUCAUAAUAAUAAUUUGAAACGACCUAUAAGGGUGUUAAUUAAUGAUGAUAAAGGUUUAGAUUAUGAAAAUUGUACAUCUUUUAAAAGAAAAAAAGAAUCAAAAACAAAGGUACGAAUCAAUGAACAAGAAAAUAAUCAAGUUGAAAUGAAUUUAGAAAAUAUUAAAUUGAAAAAGGAAUUAGAAGAAUGUAAACAGAUUAUUAGGAAGUUAAGUGAAAAAAAUGUAGAGUUCGUAUGUAAAAAUAAACUAUUGGAAGAUGAGAUAAAUGAUUUUGGACCAAAGGAUUCCAAUUAUCAUAAAGGACAUCAAUUCGAAAAUACUAUUUCGAAAAUACUUAUUAAUGACGGAAUUCGAACUAAUAUGAUUCGUCUUCGUCGUGGUGAUGGUGGAAUUGACAUCAUUGCUACAUUUAAAGGUCGAAUAAUUCUUAUUCAGUGUAAGAAUGUGGAGAGUCCUAUUAGUGUUCUUGAUUUGAGGAGUUUCGAGUCUUCUAUUGAUCCUUUUGUUGGAAAUGAUAUAUUAUCUAUCAUUGUUUAUAAUAGCAAAAAACUUAACCAUCCUUUGACAAAAGAUGCGAAAGAUUGGAAUAUAACAUCACGUUUCAACAUCAAAAUUACGAAUGAACGAGAGAUUGUUAAUUGUAUAAAGAAUGUAAAUCAAGAUAACCAAUAUGGCAUUAAAAAAUAUUUACUUAGCAGGGUUGGCCAAUAA